Ipomoea triloba (trilobed morning glory) is the source of this 1552-nucleotide messenger RNA. Its product is annotated as protease Do-like 1, chloroplastic. The record is from RefSeq and is a predicted model, not a curated record. Gene Ontology annotation, molecular function: protein binding; serine-type endopeptidase activity. The coding region runs from base 41 to 1327 and encodes 428 amino acids. Lineage: Eukaryota; Viridiplantae; Streptophyta; Magnoliopsida; Solanales; Convolvulaceae. The transcript has 8 exons. Gene Ontology annotation, biological process: proteolysis.
CUGAGUUUCUCUCUCUCAGUCAACUGUUGCUUGCUCGGAAAUGGCUUCGUGCUCGCACUCGCUGAUUUCGUCUUCCUCUUUCUUCUCCGCGAAUCGAGCUCGAGCUUUUUCCCGCUCCUCGCCGUCGAUCAGCUCCGGAUUUUCGCUCUGUAAGCCCCUAUUUACUCGCCGGAACCCUAGCAUUACAGUUUUUGCAUGUCGACGUAGCUCCUCCGAUGAGCACUCGCCGUCCAGUAAGCUUUUGGAUACUAUCUUCGUGGCCUGCACUUCCGCCGCCUUGUCUCUAUCGUUGUUCCUUGUCGAUGUCGAUGCCGCAUCCGCCUUCGUAGUCACUUCGCCGAGGAAGCUGCAGACUGAUGAGCUGGCUACCGUCCGGCUUUUUCAGGAGAAUACGCCUUCCGUUGUCUAUAUAACUAAUCUCGCUGCCAGGCAAGAUGUGUUCACAUUGGACGUGUUUGAGGUGCCUCAAGGUUCUGGUUCAGGUUUUGUGUGGGAUAGAGAUGGAAACAUUGUCACGAAUUAUCAUGUUAUUCGUGGUGCAUCAGAUCUCAGGGUCACUCUAUCUGAUCAGAGUACUUAUGAUGCAAAAGUUGUUGGAUUUGACCAAGAUAAAGACGUUGCUGUACUACACAUUGAUGCACCCAAAGACAAGUUGAGACCUAUACCAAUUGGUGUAUCUGCAGACUUGCUUGUUGGUCAGAAAGUAUUCGCUAUUGGAAAUCCUUUUGGGCUUGAUCAUACACUCACCACUGGUGUCAUCAGUGGACUCAGAAGAGAAAUCAAUUCUGCUGCAACUGGCCGCCCAAUACAGGAUGUUAUCCAGACAGAUGCUGCUAUAAACCCAGGGAAUAGUGGAGGGCCACUUCUUGAUAGUUCAGGAAACCUUAUUGGUAUAAACACAGCUAUAUACUCCCCUUCAGGUGCAUCAUCAGGUGUUGGAUUUUCUAUUCCAGUUGACACAGUAAGUGGCAUUGUUGAUCAGUUGGUAAAGUUUGGGAAAGUCACCAGACCAGUUCUGGGAAUUAAAUUUGCCCCAGAUCAGUCUGUAGAGCAACUUGGAGUUAGCGGCGUGCUUGUCUUGGAUGCUCCUCCAAAUGGUCCAGCUGGGAAAGCAGGGCUUCAAUCUACUAAGCGUGAUUCCUAUGGCAGACUUGUUUUGGGUGAUAUCAUUACUUCUGUAAAUGGUAAAAAAGUCUCUAACGGCACUGAUUUGUACAGAAUUCUUGACCAAUGCAAAGUCGGUGAAAAGGUGAUUGUGGAAGUCUUGCGUGGUGACCAGAAGGAAAAGAUUCCUGUAAUCCUGGAACCAAAGCCUGAUGAAUCGUAGGAGCCCGAGUUGGAUCAAGGAGUAACGUUAAACUUGCUGUAUUUAUAAAAGAAAUCUCCCUAUGCUAAUUGUUUCUUGAUAUCUAAAUUGUGUACAUAAAAGAAUAUACUGUAUGACAACACACUUUCGUUCCGCCCCCUUUACCAUCGGACAUUGCAGGUAUAUAUUUUUCGACCCUGAUGUAUUUGUUAAUAUUAAUGGGCAAAUUUGUAAACCUAGACAGUA